AUGCCAGCUACACGCAAAGUUGUGCCUCGCAAGCGCACUCGGUUAUCCAAUGAAGAUUCAGAGCCCGAAUCUCUUCACAGCGACGCCCUCGACGACCUGCCGCCCAAGAAACGCACGCGUUCUUCCAAUUCCAAGUCCAGCUCACCUUCGAAACCUAAGCCCAAGCGUAACAAACGCAAAGCCAAGGAAGAUGAUAUCAAAGAUGAAGAGGAUGUAGAUGAUAGCGAUGUAGACCUGAAGGAGGGGCAGCAAGUCGUAGGUCGCGUUGUGCAAGCUCCAAAGACAGGCUGGGUACCUCCUGGUCAGGUUUCACAGAACACGCUUGAUUUUCUAGCGAAACUCAAAGACCCUGCGUGUAAUGACCGUGAAUGGUUUAAGCUACACGAACCAGUUUACCGUCGCGUAGAAAAGGAGUUCAAGGCGUUCAUCGAGGCGUUCACUGACAUGCUCACAGACGUUGACUCUGAGAUUCCUCCGUUACCCCCUAAAGACGUCACCCAUCGCAUAUAUAGAGAUGUCCGCUUCAGCAACGAUAAAACACCAUACAAGAAGGGACUAUCUGCGAGUUUUUCGAGGAGUGGCAGGAAGGGGAUUUUUGCGUUUUAUCACGUGUACGCACCUCUUAGCAUGAGAGUCGGACAAGCUGACUGGAUAUAUCCACGUUUCAAGCCGGGUGACGAGAGCGUCAUCGCUGCAGGUGCAUGGUGCCCUGGGAAGAACGAACUCUCGACUCUCAGAAAUCACCUACUUCGUUCCACACCCGCCGCUGAGACUCUGCACACAAUCAUAGCUUCUAAAGCAUUUACUACCCAUUUCGGCGCUCCCUCUCCACACCCGAAUGGAGAUCGUCAGAGUGUAUUUGGGCAUGAAGAUGAAUUGAAGGUGGCACCGAAGGGCGUGGAUAAGAAUCACAAAGAUAUAGCCCUCCUCAAAUGUCGCUCUCUCGCUGUUUCCUAUCGGUUCACAGAUGCACAAGUCGUUGCACCCGGAUUUGAGUUUAUAGAUGCGCUACGCGGGGUUGCGGAUGUGAUGACGCCAUUUGUCCAUUGUUUGAAUGAUUUGAUGACGCUUCCUGUGGACGACAGUUCUGAUGAAGAGAACGAGGAAGAUGAUACUGGGGAUCCGGAGGAAGAUGAGUGA
Messenger RNA from Suillus plorans, 1140 nucleotides. RefSeq lists its product as uncharacterized. The transcript has 10 exons. Lineage: Eukaryota; Fungi; Basidiomycota; Agaricomycetes; Boletales; Suillaceae. The record is from RefSeq and is a predicted model, not a curated record. The coding region runs from base 1 to 1140 and encodes 379 amino acids.